AUGAGGCAGUAUCUGAAGUACCCGCACUGGUAUUGUGCUGUCGCACUUGACCAAGCAGUUAGCUUGGAGGCUUUCAUAGACCCUCCAGUUUAUUGCCGAACAUGGUUUUGUGUCAUGUUUCAGCUAAAGGACUUGUUCCGGAGCACCAACCAUCCCCACUUCAUUGGAACUUACAGGGGUGCUGUGAGUACUGCUUUCUGUGCCGAAAUUGUGGAAUCUGCUGAUGCAUACUUGUUCGCCAGACCUAUCUUCAAUGAUUACUGCUCUGUGGGGUAUUCACAUCUUCUCAAGAAAGACAAAGCGAUCAUUGUGAAGCCCGAACGAGUUGUGAUUGGUAAUGGCCCCGCUUUUGGGUGUGUGCUGAUGAG
Messenger RNA from Arachis duranensis, 368 nucleotides. Its product is annotated as pyruvate decarboxylase 1-like. The record is from RefSeq and is a predicted model, not a curated record. The annotation marks the transcript as partial. Gene Ontology annotation, molecular function: carboxy-lyase activity. NCBI's taxonomy places the organism in Eukaryota, Viridiplantae, Streptophyta, Magnoliopsida, Fabales, Fabaceae. The transcript has 3 exons.